Scylla paramamosain (green mud crab) is the source of this 5760-nucleotide messenger RNA. Its product is annotated as E3 ubiquitin-protein ligase TTC3-like. The record is from RefSeq and is a predicted model, not a curated record. Bases 700 to 4656 code for a protein of 1318 amino acids. Lineage: Eukaryota; Metazoa; Arthropoda; Malacostraca; Decapoda; Portunidae. The transcript has 27 exons. Gene Ontology annotation, molecular function: RNA binding.
GUGAAGCCAAGUGAAUCUUACAAUGUGCAGGUGGUCCAGCUUAUUAUUGGCGUGUGCAAAGUGCAGGUCCAGUCGAGGGUAUAUAUUUGAGGGCCUGGAGAUUAUGCAGACCCUCUUGGAGCCGAGCAGCAAGUUCUCUCACAAGGCCAGCCUGUCGCUAUUGGCUGGCUAUCUCCUUUGAGAAAAUCUGCUGUUUUAAAUUAGCCCAAAAGCAUGCCCAGUCAUGUAAGGAUGCCCUAAAGAAAUUAAAAAACAUCAAGCCUGUCAAGUGGCCCGGUACAGACCAGCUCAUUAAUUGGACACGUGCCGAUGUAUUAGAGAGUGAAUGUAAUUUACUGCUGGAGAAGCUUUCCUCAUCCAAACCUUCCCCUAAGGCCAAAUGUCGCUACAAAAACUGCAUUACAACACAAGGCAUCCCAUAUGCCAAAGAUGAGAUUUAUUUGACGGACCCAGACUUCAAGGGGUAUUUAAAAUUGUAAUAUUGUGAGGAGGACUGUACUGUAAGUUACCACCCGUGCUGCUGGAAGGCUUUGAAAGAGCAACAUGAUGGCAGUAUCAACAGAAUGUCUGACAAGGACUUUUUAGGUGAGGUGUGUGUGACUCCAGAUUGUACUGGCAAGAUUUCCCAGCAUUCAAAUUUAUGAUGAUGAAGGUUACCUGAAGAAUGAAUUGGUGAAGGACAAGAAGGACAGGAAGCACAUGGCAGCUCCUGUGAAGCAGAAGAAGAAAAAGGACAAAAAGAAAGAAAAAACACAGGUUCACAAGAAGAGGACCAGGGUGGAGAGUGUGUGUGAGGACCAAGCCACCAAUGAUGAUACAUCGCCUGCAGCAGCAGAUAGUACUAGUGUUCAAAAUGCCCCCACCAACAGUAAUAAUAAUAGCAGUGGCAGCAAUAAUAAUGACAAGCACAAGUCCUCUCAAAAGCCCCUGCUGCCCAUUGAUCCCGAGAGUCUGGAGAAAGCUCAAGUCACCAUCCUUAAGCCUGGAUUGGAGGCUGAGGAAGUUUCACCCACCAAGUCCACCAAAAGGAACAGGAAAAAGAAGGUCAAAAAGACUGUCAAUCAACAAAACCUUCUUGGAGAUCCUCUUGAGUCUGAUUCAUGUGUUCAAAGUGAAUACAUUGCCCGCCUGCGAAUGUUGCGGCAGCAGAGGGAUGCACUUGAGGCUGGUGAAUCCCCCAACCCUAUGAAGCCCAUCAUUAUUAGCUGUGACACCCAGAAACCUGUCAUUCUGCUGGAUCCUGACAAUCCUUUCUACCUCCCACAACACUUGCGGGACAAUCCUGAGGAGCUGGAGAGAGUGCUACAAGAGAAACUGACCACUAGUUCACCACCAGGCCUGCAGCAGGAGACCAUCAACACCCUUCUGGAUUUCAUGUAUGACUGGCUGAAGUCUGAGGGCCCAAUGCGCACCAAUGACCCAAGGCUGGCUGAACAGGUAGCCGAGAACUUCCCACAAGAGGCUCGGGAUUAUGUGAUACAGUGUGGAGGUAUCACUGGCCUCCUUAUGCAGUCUCUUAAGUUUGCCAUGAUUGACAAUAUUAUAUGUGUGCAUGACGAUGUUAUGAAGGCCCAGGAGAUGAUGUGCCAGGAGGUGAUGGACAAGAUGAUGCAAUCCAAGUAUCUGGUUCGGUACAGUGAUGGACAAAAGGCCAAACGAUUCACCCAUCUCUUGGAUGACAACAAGAGUACCUGCUCAACUACCUCCUCCUCAUCCCAACCUGCUGGCUCAGUGGCAGAGUCAACCAUCUCCAGAGACUCAGCAGGCACUGUCACCAGGUGGCACACCAACCACACCAGAAAUGACGACCCCAAUAACAAUGACAAUGAUAGUGAGAGCACUGUGUCCCUUGCUCCACUUUCCAAAGCUGUAGUGGACCAGUUUCAUAAAUUUGCUGUUUGUGCCCUGAACCCAACCGCCCCAGAAUUUGAGCCUCUCGUCAGCAACGAUGAGGGGAAAUCUGAGGAUGAUGAUGAUGAUGAUGAUGAUGAUGAUGAGGAUGAAGAUGAACUCAAAAGACAAUACAAAAGAAAACUCUUUGAUAAUGAUGAAAAUACAAGACAAUGGAGCAAAGGAGAUUGUGAAUACAUAGAGAACUGGGCAGCACAAGCAGGAGAGAAAGUUCCUAUAAUGCCUACUGAUGAAGAUGAGAUUGAGGUGGUACAGGAUGAGGAGCAGGAGGAGGAUGAGGAGGAAGAGGAAGAUGAGGAAGCUGAGGAGAGGGAAGUUGUGGUAGGAGAGGGAGAGGAAGAGAGGACAAAAUCCUUGCAAGAUGAGGAGGACUUAGAGGGAACAGAGCAAUACAUCAGUCAGCUGCUAGAAGAAAAAGAAAAGUUGAUAGGAGACCUUCAGAAUGAGCAGCAGCAGAAUCAGGUGUUGAGUGACAAGCUCUAUCAGGUGAAGUCACAGUACAAAAGUGAAGUCAUGAAGCUCAAGCAACAGCUGGAGGAACUUAAGGAUCAAAAUAGAGAGCUCACCACAGAAAAGAAUGCCAUUGUGUUGCAAAGAGAGGCAGACACUAAGAAGUUCAAGGCUGAUUUAUCCCGAAUGAAUGAGGAAAUGAAGGCCACCGGGAGUCGCCUACAGUCCAGUGAACUGAAGGGGGAACGUUUCCUGGACCAGAACAAUGAACUGCAAGCCAAACUAGCAGAGGAAAUGGAGCUGAACACUCAGCUGAAGGAGGAACUAGAAAAGAUGAAGAAUCUGCAGGAAUCCCUCACUAGUUGUUCUCGGCGGGCACGUGAGGCAGAGGUCAAGUACUUGUGUACUAAGAAGGACUUAGUGGAUGCCAGUAUGACCAGUACCAUCUCUCGGCUGACAGAGGAAGCCACUGCCAUGAAACAGCUGCUGCCGGGAACGACAGAGGACAGUGUGCUGGAUCGCACCACCCUCACUCGCACCAUUGUGUUAUGGGACGAGGCCAUCAAGAAACUCCUGGAGCAUCAGAGGAUAUUCAAAGAUGAGGCCACCCGCCUGCUGGGGAUGAUUCAUCAAGGACGUCCCCUCAGUGCCCUGCCUGCUGGGGACCUUCCCAUUCCACCCAUCCCUGAACUUAAUGUUGCUCCCAUACUCAGUCGCUUCCAGAACAACCACCACAGACCUUCUCCACCUACAUUUGGCGUCUCUGAAGUAUUAUCCAUGGACAUGCCCAGACACUCCAGCCCAGGUCCCCAGGGACCACCACACAGGUCCAAGGCCACUCCACCACCACCCAUAGCUGACCCAUCAUCUCAAGUGUCUAUCAUGCCCAUCUCUUUACCCAUUAUUCCACAUGGGGCACUCAGUGGACACCCCUUGUUUGUACACAAUGGUGGCCUUCCUCCCAAUCAUGCCAGUGCCUAUGCCAGUGGUGCCAUACCAAAGAGUGGUACCAGUGCUCCACCUGGAAUUCAGCAUCCCAAGGCUGCAGAAAUGCCCUGUCUGACACAGCAGACAGAGUCACCCAACCAGCUAUUUGUUGGCCAGCUGCCCUGGGAGUACACUGAAGCAGAUAUCAAGAACCUGUUCAGUCGGUUUGGUGAGGUGGUGUCCGUGAAUGUUUUUGACAAGGGCUGUAAUGCAGACGGCAGACCAGUCCCUAAGUAUGGAUUUAUCACGUUCCGUAAUGCUGACGACUGCUUUAAGGCUCUCUCUGCGCGGCCCAUAUAUGUACGUAAUCAUAUGCUCAAUGUACAAGCAAAGGAAGCUAAAAAGCCCACAAAACCAGCAAGUGUGCCAGCACCAGGUGGAGGAGGAGGGGUAGUGGGAGGAGGAGCAGGAGUAGGAGGGGCAGUGGGAGGAGGAGGUCUGACUGGCAUCAUUAACGAGCCGGACGCCACUAAUGGCACAAAGUCGUCAGCAUACGGACUGACUGACAUCACAGUCAAUGCCAACGUGGAGGCGAACAAGUCAACUGUCCUCCACCACCACACACUGCCCACAUCACCAACACUACACCAUCACCAACCUCCUCCUCCCACCACACAGUCUGUUACCAAACCCAAGUUCCAGGCUGUGAUCAGGCUGAGGGAAGGAUUAGCGGAGUGCCCAUCUGGGACAACACAUGCAAAGCUUCUCCCCAGCAACAACACUGUGGGAGGCAUUGUUGCUCCUCCCCCAAAACUGGUCCGUCCCCAGCCCAAGACCGUGCCCAACGCAUCAAAGCUAGGAGGCCAAGCUGGUACUUCCAAGGAGGAAAAUGUGAUGCCCUCGUCAUCUUCAUACACCAGGCUUAUUGAAAUUUGUAAACAGCGCUUCGGAAAGGAGUUUAGCUCGCCAGACAUCUGCAUUGCUUUGCGAGAGGUCCGUGCCCAGAACAACAACAGCCUGUCAGGGUUGACUACUGAAAAGAUUGUGGAGCGUGUGAGGCAGCAGCUGCGUUCCCGCCGACCCAGUGCAGGGGCAGCCACUGUGGCACCAUGGGCUGGCCUCACCCAGGGGCCAGGAGUCAAGACAGAACCAGAGUGGCAAGGUCCCAGCAAGGAGGAAGUAGUAAAGGAGGAGCAGUGUUCCAUUUGCCUUGAGCCUCUCAAUACCAGUCCCAACCAGUCCCUGGCAUGCCUCCACACCUUCCAUGCUCUCUGUAUCAAUGACUGGAUCAAGAUACAGUCCAAUUGUCCUAACUGCCGCAAGUUUGCUCUCAUGCCUGAUGAGUACCCAACACUCUCCCACAGUUAAGGUGUUGGUGCUGCAGGCCUUAUUGUCUUUGUAAGAUGUUUUACCUGUUAUUUUCUUCAGUAUGUUUCUCAACUGGAAUAAACCAUGGUUUAUUUCAUAGGAGGAGUAAUGGCAUAAAUUUUUAAAUUUUGCUUUAUUUCUCAGCUGGAAUAAAACGUGUUGUUUAUUCCACAGGAGAUAAUAUUGUUAAGUGUUCAUUAUUAAUUUGCUUGUGUAAGAAGCAAUAAUUAGUAUUAAGAGCACACUUGAAGUAAGAAAAACGCUCUAAAACAUUUCCUUAGUUUAAGAAUGGAUUAACAUUUCAAAUUCAACAUUACAAUUUUUAAUUGCUGUGAAAUAUGAGUUUUGCAAAUUAUAUCAUAAUGUGCCUUAUUAGAAAUUUAUAUUUUUUCUAUGUAGCAAUAACAUUUCUUUAGUUUUGUAUCAAUUUAUCUACAUUUUCAUUGUACUACCAAUGGAAUAAAAUGUGAUUUUUCAUAUUUAUAAUUUAUGUGUGGGUUUAGAGAUGUGGGUGUGGGUGGAUGUGUGGCUGUGGGGGAGGGACACUGAGUCUCAGCUAUCUCUCCUUUUGAAGGCGUGUACCUGGUGUAUUUUGGUAGUUGCAGACAGAAUUGCUACCUACCAUGAUGCUUUAUCUGAUGAUUUUGUUAACUUACUGGUGUUGAAUGCUAAUACUUGAAUAGUGUACAAAUGGCCAGUUUUAAUGGGUAAUUCUCUCUCUCUCUCUCUCUCUCUCUCUCUCUCUCUCUCUCUCUCUCUCUCUCUCUCUCUCUCUCUCUCUCUCUCUCUCUCUCUCUCUCUCUCUCUCUCUCUCUCUCUCUCUCUCUCUCUCUCUCUCUCUCUCUCUCCCCUCCCCCUUCUUUCCUUUCCUUUCCUUUCCUUUCCUUUCCUUUCCUUUCCUUUCCUUUCCUUUCCUUUCCUUUCCUUUCCUGAUUACAUUCUCUGAUCCAUUCACUUAGCUGAAUCCUUGGCAGCUAACUUGCUAAGAAAGGAUGUCAUUGAAUGGCCAGGCUACAGGUUGUGUGCUCCAGUGAUACCUGUUUAAAGAGAUUCUAAUAAGUAUAACUGGAAGCUUGCUCUAAAAUAUAUAUUUAUAGUCUUACU